Molecule: messenger RNA, 1122 nt
Organism: Ilex paraguariensis (yerba mate)
Lineage: Eukaryota; Viridiplantae; Streptophyta; Magnoliopsida; Aquifoliales; Aquifoliaceae
Source: the annotation of a GenBank genome assembly
AAUCAUUCCAAAGGCUCCAAGUCCAACCCGGCAGCUAGCUGAGGCACACAACUCAUUGAGGAAAAAACACAAACAAAUGGCCGCUCCACUGCUUCUCAGAGGCUUCCCACUCCUCCGCCUCCGACUCCGACUCGGACUCCAAGACCACCACAGACUCGCCGUCGGACUACUGACUAGUCGGUUGUGGUCAACUGCCUCGGAGUCAGUUCGGCCGGAAGAAAACAUAUCCUCUGUGGGCCAGACCACCGCCGUACUGAGCGCCAAAGACCCACCAAAUUACCCGCGAUGGGACGACCCUGAUUAUCGGAAGUGGAAAGAUAAAGAAGAGGAAAUACUAAAAGAUAUCGAACCCAUCACUCUUCUCACCAAAGAAAUUCUCCACUCUAACAGAUAUAUGGAUGGGGAACGUCUUACAACAGAAGACGAGAAAGCUGUGGUAGAGAAACUUCUUACUUAUCAUCCCCAUUCUGAAGAUAAAAUUGGAUGUGGACUUGAUUCUAUUAUGGUCGAUCGGCAUCCCCAAUUUAGAAAAUCAAGGUGUCUGUUUGUCAUAAGAAGUGAUGGUGGAUGGAUAGACUUCUCCUACCAGAAGUGCCUUCGAGCAUACAUUCGAGAUAAGUAUCCAUCUUAUGCAGAAAGAUUUGUCAAAGAACAUUUUAAACGUGGUAGUGGUUGAUCUCUCCUUAAGACUGACAGUCUCGAUGCUGAUAUUGAAACUUCAACUACGAUUUUGAAAUCAGUGAAGCCAUCUUAUAUUGUUUUGAAUACGUAUAGCCUGAAAUAUCAUGGAUUUUGUUGGCGGGCACUGAACUGGUCCACUGGAUUAAGUAAACCAAGAUUGUCAAUGUAGUUGAUAUUAGUUGGCUGGCACUCCAUGUUUGUUUGUACUGUGGAACAAAAGGAAAAUGAUUUAAGUGAAUACUAUUUUGUUGACUUGCUGUUCUACUUUUGUUGGCUUUACUCUCAGGGAGUAAAUUAUGUUUAGAGGUUUGAAAUGUGUCUACUAGAAUUGAGUUACGAAAUAUGAAUUACCUUUGGGAUUACAAUGUGAACUGCCCCCUAAUUUCAAACCUAAGGAUUAUCAAUUUGGUUGGAAUUUGUUUGAUGCAUUUUGCAUAAAAG